AUGUGUAAGUCUCCACCUGAAACUGAAAGCCACAAGAGAGGAUAUGUCUGGUUCGCCCAACCAAAGCCAAUUACAAUACGUCCAGGUGGUGUUGUAAGGAUCAAAGGCGUGCCAAAGUUUCAUGGAACACCAAGUACCCAAGCCAUUUUGGUGGACUCACCCGAUGAUCUUGCUGAAGAACCAAGGUUUCCAGAUCAACUCUUAGUGAGACCCGAAUUGCAGGCAGCUACUGUUGUCAGUUCCAGAAGAAUCACUGUUCUGGUCAAUAACAAUUCAACGAAAGAAAUCACACUGACAAGAGGUAUGCCAAUAGCCCACCUUUUUCCUGUUGAUGUGCUACCAACUCCUACUGUCAAUAAAGAGACUGAUCUCAAGUCAUCAAAGAGAGUGACCCAGUCAUCUUUUGACUUUGGCACUUCCCCUGUCCCCAAGAAAUGGAAAGACAGACUGGUGAAGAAAAUGUUGGAGCGCAGUGAUGUAUUUUCAACACACGAGUUCGAUGUUGGAUGUAGUAAAAGUACCCAACAUGCAAUCAAAACUACUGAAGACAAGCCAUUCAGGGAAAGAUCCCGUCGCCUGCCGCCUGCUGAUCUUGAAGCGCUCAGACAGCACCUGUCAGACCUGAAAGAAACUGGCAUAAUCACUGAGUCACGUAGUCCAUAUGCGUCACCUAUAGUGGUCGUACGAAAGAAAAAUGGAAAGAUCCGUAUGUGUGUGGACUAUCGUACAUUAAACAGGCGCACUAUCCCUGACCAGUACACAGUGCCCAAGAUUGAAGACGCAUUGGCAUGUCUCAAUGGAAGCAAGUGGUUUAGCGUCCUAGAUCUCAGAAGUGGAUACUACCAAGUGCCAAUGAGUGAAACCGAUAAGGAAAAGACCGCUUUUAUUUGUCCUCUUGGUUUUUACCAAUUCGAAAGAAUGCCACAAGGAGUGUCAGGUGCUCCUGCAACUUUUCAGCGAAUCAUGGAAAGAACUGUUGGUGACAUGAACUUGCUGGAAGUUUUGGUCUACUUGGAUGACCUUAUCGUUUUUGGUGCAACACUGGAAGAGCAUGAACAGAGACUACUAAAAGUGCUCGACCGCCUAAAAGAAGAGGGUCUCAAGCUGUCGUUAGACAAAUGCCAGUUUUGUCAACCGUCUGUGUCCUAUGUUGGCCACAUUGUAUCACAAGAGGGAGUGUCGACAGACCCAAAGAAAACUGAAGCGGUCACCACAUGGCCAAGACCAACUACUGUAACUGCUUUAAGGUCCUUCCUCGGGUUCUGUGGAUAUUAUAGACGCUUUGUGAAAGACUACUCGAAAGUUGCUUUCCCACUGAAUCAACUCUUGUCUGGAUACCCACCUAAUGCCAAAAGAUCCAAGAAAAAGCAGGAUGAAGCCUACCUCAACCCGUCACAGCCAUUUGGUAGUCGCUGGGAUGACAAAUGCGAGGCUGCUUUCAAAGAGUUGAAGCAAAAACUCACAAAUGCUCCAGUUCUAGCCUUUGCUGACCCACAGUUACCCUAUGUGCUACAUGUUGACGCCAGUCGAGAAGGACUCGGGGGAGUUCUGUAUCAAGACCAAGGUGAAGGGCUAAGACCCGUUGCUUUCAUCAGUCGCAGUUUAACUCCAUCGGAACGUCAUUACCCUGCUCAUAAAUUGGAGUACCUUGCGUUAAAGUGGGCUGUUGUUGAUAAACUGCAUGAUUAUCUCUAUGGCGUUAAGUUUGAAGUCAGAACCGAUAAUAACCCUUUGACAUAUGUGUUGACGUCCGCCAAGUUAGACGCAACAGGGCAUCGUUGGCUCGCGGCUCUGUCAACAUAUGACUUCAGUCUAAAGUACAGAUCAGGAGUUCAGAAUAUUGAUGCUGACGCCCUGUCAAGGCGCCCACACCUCAGCCAAGAUCAAAGAUCCACACAAUGGACGGACAUCUCAGCAGAUGGUGUCAGAGCCAUGUGUCAAACCUCAACCAUGAACAAGAAAAACACCUGUCCAGAAAGAGCAGUUGAUCAUUUAGGCUUUUCCAUGAACGCCAUACCUAAAGCCUACUGUAACCUAUCGACUCUCAGUCUUAAGGGAAUGCCCAUCUUAAGUCCCUUUGAAAUCUCAACGUCUCAACAAGAAGAUCCUAGUCUCUCUGAGAUAUGGAAAGCUCUAAAAGAAAGAAACACAACCCAUGUCAAGUCAAAAACCCCGAUCAGCUCACUACUACUAAGAGAGUGGGACAGACUAAAGUUGCAACAAGAUGUCAUGUAUAGAGUCACUGUUCCACCUGGCCGAAACCGUCGCUCACAACUCGUCUUGCCUGAAAAGUUUAGAAAACCAGUCAUGAAAGCACUUCAUGAUGAUUCUGGUCAUCUUGGCAUUGACAAUACCUAUGGACUCAUCAAAGAGAGAUUCUAUUGGCCAAAGAUGAAAUCAGACGUUGAAGUACAUUGUAAGAACUGUGCAAGGUGCAUAAAGAGAAAAACACUUCCAAAGAGAGUCGCCCCUCUGUGUCACAUGCAAAGUGAUGGCCCACUGGAUUUAGUAUGUAUGGAUUUCUUGUCCAUCGAACCGGACUCAAGUAACACAGAGAAUGUCCUGGUCAUAACUGAUCACUACACUCGCUAUGCCCAAGCCUUCUCUACUAAAGAUCAAAAAGCUGUGACUGUGGCCAAAGUUCUACUUGAGAAAUACUUUGUCCAUUACGGUUUGCCAAGACGCAUGCAUAGUGAUCAGGGACGAGAUUUUGAGAGUCGUCUCAUUCACGAGUUGUUGAGUUCCCUUGGUGUAGACAAAUCAAGAACGACUCCAUAUCAUCCUCAAGGGGAUCCCCAACCUGAAAGAUUUAACAGAACCUUGCUAGACAUGCUUGGAACCCUUGAGCCAGACAAGAAGAGAAAAUGGAGCCAACACAUUGCACAUUUGGUCCACGCUUAUAAUUGCACGCCAAAUGAAGCCACUGGUUUCUCGCCCUACUAUUUAAUGUUUGGACGCCAAGCAAGAAUGCCUGUGGAUUUGUGUUUUGGAACAUCCAGUGACAAUACAACUAAAGAAACCUACCUCAAGUAUGUCACAGAAAUGAGGAAAGAACUAAAAGCCGCCUAUGAACUCAGAGUGUGCCGCUGUCAAACAGAACAAAGGGAACAAACAAAGAUAUGA
This is a messenger RNA of Siniperca chuatsi (mandarin fish), 3123 nucleotides long. Its product is annotated as retrovirus-related Pol polyprotein from transposon 412. Gene Ontology annotation, molecular function: nucleic acid binding. The transcript has a single exon. Lineage: Eukaryota; Metazoa; Chordata; Actinopteri; Centrarchiformes; Sinipercidae. The coding region runs from base 1 to 3123 and encodes 1040 amino acids. Gene Ontology annotation, biological process: DNA integration. The record is from RefSeq and is a predicted model, not a curated record.